GACGUAGAAAUUGCCCACCUUCCAGAAAGCAACAAAUUCACUAGGCCAGAGUUGAAACGUUAUACAACAUCAAUAAAGUACACAAAAGCAGAAGGCACUUCAUCCAGAAGAAAGUCCAACGGAGCAGUCAUGAAUCCUGAUAUUAGCCGUGAACGUGAAAAUGCAUCUUUUAACCCGGAGAUCCUUACGAACAUACUGGACGGUGGUGCAGAAAAGACACGCAGGAGGAGAGAAAUAGAGUCUCUGGUUAUUAGUGAUCCAGACUUCCAGCAUGAAGACCUGAACUUCCUCUCCCGCAGUGAGCGAUACGAUGCAGCAGUGCGCAAGAGUGCUCAGAUGAUUUUGAAACUGAGGGAAUAUGGUAUCUCUGAUCCAGAGGAGAUUUACUCCUACAAGAGUGUUGCGAAGGGUGUGUAUCAAGAGCCCUUUGGUGUCCAUUAUGUCAUGUUCAUGCCCACCCUAAACAGCCAGUGCACUGCUGAACAGCGCAAAAAAUGGAUCCCGUUAGCCGAGUCGUUCCAUAUGUUAGGCACCUAUGCUCAGACAGAGCUGGGGCACGGUACACACAUUCGUGCUCUUGAGACCACUGCUACUUACGACCCUUCCACCCAAGAGUUUGUUUUGAACAGUCCAACAAUCUCCUCUAUUAAAUGGUGGCCAGGUGGAUUGGGUAAAACCUCAAAUCAUGCUAUAGUCCUGGCUCAGCUUUACACGCAGGGCAAAUGUCAUGGCCUACAUGCCUUCAUCACACCCAUUCGCUGUAUGAAGACACACAUGCCACUGCCAGGUGUAGUGGUUGGUGAUAUUGGCCCCAAAUUUGGUUUUGAUGAGGUGGAUAAUGGCUACUUAAAACUGGAAAAUGUCAGGAUUCCACGUGAGAAUAUGCUGAUGAAGUAUGCCAAGGUUGAGCCGGACGGUACAUAUGUGAAGCCUCCUAGUGAUAAGCUCACAUAUGGCACUAUGGUGUUUAUUCGCUCCAUGAUAGUGGGGGAGUCAGCACGAGCACUCUCUAAGUCCUGCACUAUUGCCAUUCGAUACAGUGCAGUCCGACACCAGUCUGAACUACGCCCAGGAGAACCAGAGCCACAGAUCUUGGACUAUCAGACCCAGCAGUAUAAACUAUUUCCUCUGCUGGCCACUGCCUAUGCCUUCCACUUUGUGGGGCAAUACAUGAGUAAAACAUACCAUCGCAUCUCAGGAGACAUUAAUCAGGGUGACUUCAGUGAGCUGCCAGAACUGCAUGCUCUAUCUGCAGGUUUGAAAGCUUUCACCACCUGGGCGGCGAAUACAGGCAUUGAGGUUUGUCGCAUGUCAUGUGGUGGACAUGGUUAUUCCCGCUGCAGCAGUUUACCCGACAUCUAUGUCACCUUUACGCCAACCUGCACUUAUGAGGGAGAAAAUACAGUAAUGAUGCUGCAAACAGCUAGGUAUUUGGUGAAGAGCUACAAACAAGCAUGGGCAGGACAGCAGUUGACAGGCAUUGUUUCUUACUUGAAUGAACCUCAGAACAGAAUACAGCCCCAUUCUGUGUCCUCCCGGCCCACUGUUGUCAGUAUUAAUGACCUGGCCUGCCUCGUGGAGGCAUACAAAUUCAGAGCUGCAAAGUUAGUUGAAAUUGCAGCUAAGAACCUCCAGGCAGAGCUACAGCACAGCAAGAGCAAUGAGGACGCCUGGAACAACAGUUCCAUUGAUCUAGUCCGAGCAUCUGAUGCUCAUUGUCAUUAUGUGGUAGUGAAGCUGUUUGCUGCUAAACUGAGUGAGAUUGGGGAUACGGCUGUCCACUCUGUGCUUAGCACUUUGGCUCUGCUUUAUGCCCUUCAUGGAGUCGCACAGAACUCUGGAGACUUUUUACAGGCUGGUCUGCUAAGUGUUCCUCAGCUGGCUCAGAUCUCACAGAGGCUGAAGGGUCUCCUCUCAGAGCUAAGGCCAAAUGCAGUGGCUCUGGUUGAUGCCUUUGACUACCGUGAUGAGAUGCUUAAUUCUGUUCUGGGGCGAUACGAUGGCAACGUCUAUGAGCACAUGUUUGAGUGGGCCAAGAGAUCGCCUUUGAACCAUACUGAGGUGCAUGAGUCUCACCACAAGUACUUGAAGCCCCUACAGUCCAAAUUGUAAGCAGUGCAUUAAUGGGAGAAAGGGAAGAGUCAGUCCAAGACAACUUAUACCGUUAGCUCCACCACCUCAAGAUUUCCUUGUCAUCUACUGUAGAAAAGGACCUUCUAUUCAUCCCAUGAAAGGAUUCUGCUGUCAGAGAUGAGAUUAUUUUUGAUUAAUUUUAAACGGAUAUGGUUCCAUUAUGCAUUCUAAUUAUUUAGAGCAGUAGACCAUGAUUGCUUUCUCUGUGCACUUAAAAUAAAUGAUCAUUUCAAGUGAAUCCACAUUCAUUACUUUUUGUAAUUGUUUAGAUUAUUGGUAACACUUUACAAUAAGGUUCAUUAGUUAACAUUAGUUAACUACAUUAGUUAACAUGAACUAAUAAUGAACUGCACUAAUACAGCAUUUAUUAAUCUUUGUUAAUGUAUUAGUAAAUGUUGAAAUUAACAUUAUUAAAAUCUUAACAUUAGUUAAUGCACUGUGAACUAACAUGAACAAACAAUGAACAACGUUAACGAAGAUUAGUAAAUAUAGUAAAAAAUGUAUUGCUCAUGGUUAGUUCAUGUUAAUACAUUAACUUAAUGUUUUACUAAUUAACCUUACUGUAAAGUGUUACCAGAUUAUUUGUAUGUAAUUUUUGCUUAAUUUGUCUCUCUAAAGUAAGUGAUGUUACAAUAAACAUAGUCCUGAUCCUUCAAAAUCAAACCAUAUUUGUAUGAAUUCCAAAAUUCUCUGGGUCACAAACUUCAAAUGAAAUACUAAAAGUGAAUGUUGCACUAUGAAUACUGUGAGUAACUUUUGAGUUUGAAAUGCUAUUUACUAAAUAAUUAAAUUUUUGAGGGUCAGACAUACACACCCUUUUAAAAUCAUGCCUUAAUGAGACCUCCAGACAGAAAUGUUUAAAAAAAAAAAAUCAAAAUCAGUGUAUUGGUUAUAUUGCAAUGAUUUAUACUAUUUACAUAGUUAUACUAAUCUGUGACUAGAUAAUUUUUUUUUUUCACAUUGUUAUUUCAACUCUUAUGCUACAUUUUAAUAAAGGAAAAAUAUAACAUUUA
Molecule: messenger RNA, 3146 nt
Organism: Megalobrama amblycephala (Wuchang bream)
Lineage: Eukaryota; Metazoa; Chordata; Actinopteri; Cypriniformes; Xenocyprididae
Gene: acox1
Product: acyl-CoA oxidase 1, palmitoyl
Exons: 14
Coding region: 130-2112 (660 amino acids)
Biological process (GO): very long-chain fatty acid metabolic process; fatty acid beta-oxidation using acyl-CoA oxidase; lipid homeostasis
Cellular component (GO): peroxisome
Molecular function (GO): FAD binding; fatty acid binding
Source: RefSeq, a predicted model, not a curated record